This is a messenger RNA of Aspergillus niger, 762 nucleotides long. RefSeq lists its product as hypothetical. Bases 1 to 762 code for a protein of 253 amino acids. The record is from RefSeq and is a predicted model, not a curated record. Lineage: Eukaryota; Fungi; Ascomycota; Eurotiomycetes; Eurotiales; Aspergillaceae. The transcript is spliced from 6 exons.
AUGACGACACUACUUUGCGGCCAUGUUAGCUAUGACCUGACAAAGGAUAGUGAUUGGCACAGUCUCGUGGGGGUGCGAGACAGGCUGGAAAUGCUUGAUCGGAGGAACCUAGUUAGUCCUAGUCAACCAAUCAACCGCAAGACCGUCAACAAUAAUCUAGUUGAAGCCUUAUGCAUCAGCAGGCUGCACGACCCAAUGACUUAUCGACAUCUUCGGCUUAUCGUUCCAUAUCUUGCUCUCUACAUCUCGCGAGAGGCUAAAUUGUGUGACGUGGUCGAGCAGCAUGUUGCUAAUUCGGCACCACAAAAUUCGACUAUCUUUGCCACGGACGAACCUGGAAGCUACGGUGUCCGAAUCUCUGCGAAUGAGUCCUUGACUGGCCAGCUCAGCAGUGCACUUAUAAUAGUCAUCAAUAAACUUGGCAUGAUAGGAUCUGGUCUUCAAACAAUGUUUACUGAAGGCGUUAGGGAGAAUAGGUGUGUUGGGAAUACUAGGCUGGAUUACUGGGUUGACCGUCCGGGCGACUUCCUUUUCCUCAGCUCUACAUGCGGCUUCAAGCUUUUGGGUCAACCCGAUCACAGCUCUUCAGCUGAUCGGCGUGGAGCGAUCUUAGCCGCAGCUGUGUGCCUCAUGACCACAGCCAAGUCUUAUCCUCAAUCGGCUGCUAACCCCGCCUUAGCCCCACCUUGUCAAUUGAUCAUGAUUCAUCAAAUUGUGGACGAGACGGUUUCGGGUGUUUCUUGGGCCGGAAAGCUGCUUUGA